Molecule: messenger RNA, 2877 nt
Organism: Hippoglossus stenolepis (Pacific halibut)
Lineage: Eukaryota; Metazoa; Chordata; Actinopteri; Pleuronectiformes; Pleuronectidae
Product: coiled-coil and C2 domain-containing protein 2A
Exons: 16
Coding region: 1-2877 (958 amino acids)
Biological process (GO): non-motile cilium assembly; protein localization to ciliary transition zone
Cellular component (GO): ciliary transition zone
Source: RefSeq, a predicted model, not a curated record
AUGGACAGCAGCAAAGUCCCCCAGCUGUGGAAACACUCCGCAGUCUUCCCAAUCCCCAAGAAAAGCACCACCAAAUCUCCAGUGGCUUUCACUUCCCUUGUGAUGAAGACCAGUAGAGGCGUCAGCGAUGCUAAAAAUUACAUCAUGAACACUAUGCACAAACAUAUGGAGCACCCCAACACCUCAGUUAGACUCCUCUUCGCAGACUUCCCCUCUGCACUCAACACCCUGCAGCCUCAUAUCCUGGCUGACAAAGUCUCCUCCUGCCUCCAUCUAGACGAUCAACUCAUCCUGUGGACACUAGACUUUCUCAUCAAUAGUUCACAGAGAGUCCUGGGCAACAACAUCUUGUCCCAUCUCCAUUUCACCUCCUCUGGCUCCCCUCAGGGCUGUGUGCUCUCACCACUGCUCUUCAUCCUUUACACCGAUGACUUCAGAUCCACACAGACCAACUGUCACCUGGCCCUCACAGCACCACGGGCCAGUUCUGCAGGAGUUUUUGGAGUGGUGUGUGACAGCUCUUGCUUGGAACUGAACUUCAGCAAAACCAAAGAGAUCGUUGUGACCUUUUCAAACAGGCAGAGGGAACUGGCAGGGGCCACCACCACAAUCCAAGGGGGCCGUGAAUGUCGAGACAGCAGGGAAAAUCCGGCGGAGAUACUGAAAUGCAGAUUCAAAGAGGAGAGACAGAGGCGGAAGACAAUGUCUAAAGGUCGGAGACUUGUGCUGGAGGAGGCCUCUCCAGGAGCAGAUUUAUUCCUCAUUGAAAAGUCAUCCCAAGACUUCCUGGAAGUGAGGAAAGCAGAGUAUGUCAGCCAUAAAAAACGUAUCCAGAGAGAAAGGAAGCUUCUCUUUACACCAAGUUCUCGACCAGUGCCAGCCUUCAUUAAACUGCCUGAAAACACGAGGCCCCGUUAUCUCGAGGAUGAGGGUCUGUAUGUGGGAAAAAGGCCCCCUAUGUCCCAGACUAAUGAGAACAUUCUGGAGAACCGCAUUUUAAAAAUGGAAGAGGGAAAGAAGUGGAUUGGAGACGACAGGAGGAUCAUGGCUCUGCCGGACCCCGUUAAGGAAUCAUCCACAAGACCCCCUCUCUUCCACAUGGAGGAGGACCUGGACCCUGCUCUGCAAACUGUAUACAGGAAGGCAACGAGGUCCAAAUAUGAAAACAAGUGCAAUGAUGGUACAUUGGAUCCUGAGGGAGACUACCAACUUGAUGUUGAUGUUUCUGGGCUGAUCUUCUCCCAUCACCCACUCUUCAGUCGCGAACAUGUCCUGGGAGCCCGGCUAGCUCAGCUGUACGACCAGUACCUCACCAGGCAGCACAAUAACCUGACAGGACACUUGACUGACAAGUUGAAUGGGUUGAGGAGUGCACUGCGGAAUAUGCUUGAGAUCCAUGACAGCCAGAGCCUCACUCAGGCCAUGCAGCAGAGGAUAUCUGAUUACAGUCUGGAGAUUCGAAAUACUCGGCAGCUACGAGACAGCGAGCAGGAGAAAGACCGGACUCUGCUGAAGAACAUAAUUAAAGUGUGGAAGGAGAUCAAGGCCCUGAGAGAGUUCCAGACGUUCACCAACACACCCUACAAGCUCUUCCUCAGAAAAGAGAAUGUAGACCAGGCGUCAGAUGAGCAGGUGUAUGAGGAUGAAAUCUCGGCAGAAGUUGUGGAAUUGGAGGCUGAGAGUGAGGAGGACUACCAACGAAAGCUGGCAGAGUACAAGAAACAGCUGGCAGAGUGGAAGCUCUCAAGAAGAAAACAGAAAGCCAAAAAGAAGAAGAGAAAAAAGAAGAAGAAGGGCCAGUUACAGGAUGACACAGAAGAAGAUGAAGACCAGGAGUUGAGUGAAUCAGAAGGGCCUGAGGAAGAAGACUGUCCAAAGCCUGAGCCUCCCGAGAGGCCAGACUUUGACUCUAUAGAGCAGCAAGUCAGAGAGAAAGCUUCCAGGAUACGCAGGAAACCAGGAGAGUCCGUCCUGAUUCCUGAGCUGCAUGCAUCUGGAAACAUCACGGCCAAUGACCUCUGCCCCAGGGCGGAAGUAGCUCGCAGACAGGAUGUUGAGAGGCACUCUAUUAUCAUCAAGAUCCUUUACAAUGGCAAACCAGCUUCCCAAACUGACAGCCGCUUCCUGGACACUGAUUUCAGAGUGCACUUUGGUCAGAUCUUUAAUCUCAAGAUAGUUAAUUCUCCUCAAAGCAUCACAUUGCAGGUCGUGGAAAAGAUUGGAUCAUCGUGUUCCCUCCUGACUCAAGUGUUCGUCCCAGUGCCAGAACCUUCUGCCUUAACGGGCCGUGUCCCUCUUGAGGAAUUUGAGUUCAGCAGCAACCAGAGAGUGAUGUUUGACCAUGAAGGAGUUGGAAGUGAUGUCCCCCUGGCAUUCAAACCUGAUGGCAGUAACAAACAGACCCUGCUGACCUCUGGUAAACUGUCCUGUUGUGUUUCCUGGGGUAUUGGGGAGGAUGAUGUACCACUCGCCCCUCCUGUGUCUCACCAACCUGGUGGCAUACACAGUGGCCUGCGCCGUCUUGAUGCUGUCACAUCUAUCGGGGGAUGUGAACUCGAUGACAUGAAAAAAACUGUGGAGUGGGCCAAACAGUUACAACUGGACCCCAACGACCCAAACAAUGCUUCUAUCAUGCAGCUGCUAAAAGUGGCCAGAAGUGAAGAGGUGCAUGCUCCUGAGUACUUCCGACUAGAGCAGCUACAGGAGGAGUUUUACUUUGUGACCGAUGAAGUGUUGGAGUUGAAACGAUCGCAACUGCUCAGGCUCAGGAACCAUGAUGUUGCAGAGUCUGAAGAUUACAAAUGUGUUCCUGAUCUCGGGAGGGAGAUUUUCUUAAAUAGAAAUAACAAAUUCAUGAAACUUUUGUACUUGAAGUAA